GAAAAGGAGAAAGUAGCCAUUUGAAGACCUUCCCAAGACACAAGAACCAAAGGCCUGUCAUCUGCGGGUCAUCGUAUCACCAAAGAAAACGCAAAACCCCAUUUUUAAAACAAAUUGAUUUGAUUUGCUGUUGAGUAUCCAUCAUGGGAGAUCGACAUCACCACCAUCCUGGGGGUGGUAGGCCUGUCUACACCCUCCUACUCAGCAUAGGUCUGGCCUUGCUGGCCCUGUUGUCUGAGGCCCAGGGCCGUAUGGAUAGAGCCAAGACAGAAGAGGAGAGUGGAGCAGGGCUGCUGAGGAGGGUGAAGAGAGGCUGGGUAUGGAACCAGUUCUUUGUGCUGGAGGAGUACACUGGACUGGAGCCGCUGUACAUAGGAAAGCUCCACUCAGACAUGGACCUAGGGGACGGCUCCAUCAAGUACAUCCUGUCAGGCGACGGUGCGGGCACCACCUUCACCAUUGACGACAGUACAGGCGACAUCCAUGCUAUCAAGAGGCUGGACCGUGAGGUGAAGGCCCAGUACCUUCUGCGAGCCCAGGCCUGGAACAGACAGACAGACCGACCCCUGGAGCCUCAGUCUGAGUUUAUCGUCAAAAUCCAGGAUAUCAAUGAUAAUGAACCUAAGUUCCUGGAAGGGCCCUACCAGGCCACCAUACCUGAGAUGUCAACCAUCGGCACUGAGGUGAUUCGGAUGACAGCCACAGAUGCAGAUGACCCUACGUAUGGUAACAGUGCCAGGGUGGUCUACAGCAUCCUACAGGGACAGCCAUACUUCUCUGUAGAGCCUAAGACUGGCGUGGUGCGUGUGUCUCUGGCGGGCAUGGACCGCGAGGUCAGGGAGAACUACUCCGUCAUCAUCCAGGCCAAGGACAUGGGAGGCCAGCUAGGYGGUCUGGCCGGAACCACAGUGGUCAACAUCACCCUCAGUGACGUCAACGAUAACCCACCCAUGUUUGAUCAGAAGCUGUACCAGAUGAGUGUUCCAGAGUCGGCUCCGGUGUCGUCUGUUGUGGGUCGUAUUCGGGCGAAGGACCGUGACAUUGGCAUCAAUGCAGAGAUGAGGUACAGCAUAAUCGACGGAGAUGGGAGGGACACCUUCGACAUCAACACAGACCCAACCAACCUGUUUGGCAUCAUCACCAUCAAAAAGCCUCUGAACUUUGAGACCAAGGCGAGCUACACUCUGAAGAUAGAAGGAGCCAACACGCACCUUGACCACCGUUUUCCGGAUAAGGGCCCGUUCAGCCAUGUCACCAUCGUUCACGUCAGCGUAGAGGAUGUGGACGAGCCCCCAGAGUUUAGCUCGGCUGCCUACUACAUAGAGGUCCCUGAGGACACGGAGAUCAGCACAAUGUUUAUGACGGUCUCCGCUAGAGACCCCGAUGCUGCCAACACCUCCAUCAGGUAUUCCAUAGAGAGGAACACUGACCUGGGGAAAUACUUCUACAUUGACAUCACUUCCGGGGCAUUGAUGGCAGUGCUUCCGUUGGACAGAGAGGAGUUCUCCUGGCAUAACAUCACCGUCCUGGCCAUGGAGAUGAGUAACCCAUCGAUGAUCGGGAGUGUGUCUGUAGCCGUGAAGAUUCUGGACGUGAAUAUAAACCCUCCGUUGCUGACACAGUACUUUGAAGCCUUUGUCUGUGAGAGGGCCAAUGCUGGACAGCUGAUUCAGACAGUGACGGCAGUAGACGCAGAUGAUCCUCUGGGAGGUCAUCACUUCUACUACAGCCUGGCCCUAGAGGCAGCUAACAACCCCAACUUCACCCUUAGAGACAACCAAGACAACACAGCAUGGAUCCUGACGCGUCGUGGGGGCUGGUCUCAGCAGGAUCAGUCAGUCUACUACCUUCCUAUCUUCAUCUCAGAUGGAGAGCAGCCGGUCCAGACCAGCACCAGCACCCUGACCAUCCGUGUGUGUAGCUGCGAUGUGGAGGGCAACGUUAUGUCCUGUAAUGCUGAGGCCUACCACCUCCCGGCUAGUCUGAGCAGAGGGGCGCUCAUCGCCAUACUGGCAUGUAUCUUCGUCCUGCUCGUGAUGGUCCUGCUCAUGUUGUCCCUCCAGAGCCACCGUAAGAAGCCCUACCUGCACGAUGAGGAAGACAACGUCCACGAGAACAUUGUCCGCUACGAUGACGAGGGGGGCGGAGAAGAGGACACCGAGGCCUUCGACAUCGCUGCCAUGUGGAACCCCCGCGAGGCCCACCUAGUGGGGAAGCAACGUCAGGACAUGCUGCCUGAGAUUGAGAGCCUGUCGCGUUACGUUCCCUUAGCAUCAGUAGGCGGGCCGGGUAGCGGUUGUGGUGGUGGAGACAGCAACGUCCAGGGGUAUGUGCUAGCCAAGCUCCUGGAGACGGAUCUGAACCCCUGCGCCCCGCCUUACGACUCCCUGCAGACGUACGCCUACGAGGGGGAGGGAUCGGUGGCCGAGUCCCUGAGCUCGCUGCAGUCUGGGUGCUCCAAUACUGAUCAUGAGUAUGACUAUCUCAAUGACUGGGGGCCCAGAUUUAAGAAACUGGCAGAGAUGUACGGGGUUCUAGAGACGAACAACCCUCCCAUGUGGUAGAGGGGAGGAAGGAACGAGAGACUCCCCACUACAUACACACAGCUUAGAGAAAGAGAAGAAAUAGAGACAUGGAGAGACAAUGACUGAAACGGUGACAAAUUGAGAGGCUGAAACAAAGAGACACAGGACUAGAGAGAGAGAGAAACUGAGAGUUUGAAAGCUGUGCUCGCCCUAUAACUGUAGCACUCGCGAAUACACAGCUAAGCAUCGCCUGUUCUCCACAGCCUUGGAGCCGUGUAGCUUCCUAGCUACCAUCACAAUCCCUCCCCAUACAUAGGAAGAGGCUUAGAGGAGCCUGGACUGACUGACUGACAGACAGCUAGCACAACAAGACCCUCAAAGCAAAGGGCUUCAAAGCACAUGUUAGUUACCUCCCGUGGCCGACCCAGGCCCUAGCCACAGGCGCCAGCAGCUCUUUGGUCCAAAGCGUCCGAUUCCCCUCAGAAGAACACAAGAUAGGGGAGCGAAGGGCAAAUGUGGAACUCAGAAUACAUUACCUGCCGAUACACAUGUAUGCAGGAGAKAAACAAACUCUGAAACGCUGACUUAUUUUGGCAGUUUGUUUUGACGAUUUAAAAAAGCUUUCGUUUUUUUUAUUCUAAGCCACUAUGUGACAAUAUUUUUUUUAAAGGUAAAUGAUUUGAUGAAAAGUUUUAUCGUUAUUGUUGCAGAGAUUUUGAUUUGAGAACUGCUAUUUAUUCCCGGUAGCUCCAUUAUGUGGCCGUAUCUUAUUAAUAUGCUGUCCUUAUAUUUAGUAUAACUUAUUUUUGGGAAACCAAACAAACACUGGACUUGUGUUGGAUGUUAUCCCAAGGUUGUGGGAUCGGCAUAAAAUAUGAUCAAGCGUUGUCAUGUAACAUAAAUGUUUCAAUGGCGUCUAAUUGCAUUUCUGUUGUGUGUGUUUCUCAGUGUCUUGUUUCAGACAGAGUAAGGGAGAUGUAAACUCAGUAAUCCUGUUUGGAUUUUAAAGUUCAUUUGUUUAAUGUGUCAAUCCAUAUUUUGUUAGUAUGAACACUUUGUUGUUUUGCUGCUGGUUAGGAGCAUGAUCAUGCAUUCAACAGGACAUUAUGUGUGUCCCAAAUGGUACCAUAUUUCCUACAUGGGCCCUGGUCAAAAAUGGUGCACUAUUUCUUAUAUUUAACUA
Messenger RNA from Salvelinus sp. IW2-2015, 3708 nucleotides. Its product is annotated as cadherin-20-like. Gene Ontology annotation, molecular function: calcium ion binding; cadherin binding. The record is from RefSeq and is a predicted model, not a curated record. Gene Ontology annotation, biological process: cell-cell adhesion mediated by cadherin; cell morphogenesis; calcium-dependent cell-cell adhesion. NCBI's taxonomy places the organism in Eukaryota, Metazoa, Chordata, Actinopteri, Salmoniformes, Salmonidae. Gene Ontology annotation, cellular component: catenin complex; plasma membrane; adherens junction.